GAAUUGUUCUUGGUACUUUGAUUGUGCAUUCUUUAGAUAUGAGCAACUCACCUUCCUUAUAGAUAAACGUAGGCCAAAAAACGGAUUUCAAGAAUUGUGAAAUACCUACGUUAACUCCACAGCAUAAUUAGAAGUCAUAUCGAAGUUUCAUUUUUACAAUUCGUCAAUAGUUGAGACCAUUAAAGGGAGAAGUAGAGUAAGGCAACGUUAAAAAAUGUGUAAAGCAAAGCAAACCCAAAUGUCCUGCGGACAUACUCUAACGCAUUUCACGGAACUCUGCCCUAAAGGUCUCCGACAAGCAUGUACAAACCCCGAACUCGACUCUCCGACAUCCUACCUCCAGGAUUCAUGCGCACGCUGCGACCCGGAGUUUAAGGUGAGCCGGGUCCGACAACUCCAGCGCCAGCGUCACAGCGAGCUCACUUCGCACUUACUCCGCUCACAAACUCCGGGGGAGGUUGGCCGCGUUCUCACGCGUGUACAAGAGUUGAAUCGUUCUGCUAACACCGCCAUCAGCGAAGCGCGGACACUGAUGUCCUCCCCGAGCAUCGACGUAGAGUUUCCUGGUGUUGGAAUCGAUGGUAGCGAUGGUUAUAAUGGAAACCUGACCCAGGGCACGUUUAAAUGGGUCAACGGCAAGUGUUGUUGGGAGCCAGGGCGCCCUAUCUCGCGGAGCGGUUCGAUCAAGCGAGUCAACACUCCGGUGGAUAUAAAGAAGAGGGCGGAUGAAAUUGCGGAGUUAGAGAAACUCCAUCCCUCAAUCACUGGACCGCCACGGGUGCGCAGAACAAAGAAGGGAUACGUCGAUCCAUUUGAAAAAUCAAACGAGCAACAAAAACCGCCUCAGGUUCCAAAUGCGCCCCGUUUGAAGACCGUUAAGCCAUAUUCUGGACCUCGGGACCAUGUAAUAGCGAUGGUUAGUGAUAGGGAGGAAGACGAGAGACCAAUAUUCGGUGAAAUACCAGUCCUAGAGCCGCAGCAUCGUCUCCGACGGACAAAGACGCAAAUUAGUCGACUCGGCAGUGAAGUGAGUGUUAAAAGCCCCGACGGUGCCGGGAAGCCCGCCUCUAUUACAUCAGUAAAUGAUGAUGAGAGCGAAGACAUAUGGUUGCAAUUAGCCGAUACUUAUACGCCAGGUGAGGCUCCCGGUCGUAGAUUUAAGGAUAGAACCCCGUAAAAUUGUACACUUGGUAGAAUACUCACAUAAUACAUGACUUGCCCUCAUUA
Messenger RNA from Hypoxylon trugodes, 1227 nucleotides. RefSeq lists its product as uncharacterized. NCBI's taxonomy places the organism in Eukaryota, Fungi, Ascomycota, Sordariomycetes, Xylariales, Hypoxylaceae. The record is from RefSeq and is a predicted model, not a curated record. The transcript has a single exon. The coding region runs from base 215 to 1177 and encodes 320 amino acids.